AUGGGGGUGGGGAUAUCCUGUGGACACCUCCCUCCCCUCCUGGAAAACCUAAUUCCAGUGGACACAGCUGGAAGGUCCCCUGACAGGCCUUCCGGGACCCCUUGUGAUGAAGCCCGCAUUACGUGUAAAGGCGGCGGUGGUGUGUGCGGGGCCCCGCUGGAGCCCGUGGCUGUGUGCAGACGUCUGGGAGGCAUGCAGCAGUGCACAGGAGCAGACCCACCCCGCUCUGGUCCCCGAGGGCUCAGGGUGCGAGACCCCAUCCCCCCUCCUUUUGAACGUGCCUCCCGUUCUCUCCCAGCCACCCGUACUCUGGGAUGCCAUCUCUUGGCUUCAGUUAUUUCCCAAGAAUUUCCAAAGAGGUCCCUGACAUGA
Molecule: messenger RNA, 372 nt
Organism: Rangifer tarandus platyrhynchus (Svalbard reindeer)
Lineage: Eukaryota; Metazoa; Chordata; Mammalia; Artiodactyla; Cervidae
Source: the annotation of a GenBank genome assembly